GUCAUGGAUCCGAGUAUCCGUGCUCUGGAGCUGCUGGGGGUGUUGUUCUCAGGGGGGGCCUGGCUCUGCUCGCUGGCCACCACCCUGAUGUCCACCUGGCUCACGCUCUCCACAGACCUGCUCACCACAGAGACUUAUGAGCUGGGGCUGUGGGGGACCUGCGUGGUGCAGGAGCUGGGGGUGCAGGAGUGCCGGCCGUACAACAGCAUGCUCGGUCUGCCUCCGGACAUCAUGCUGGCCCGGAUCCUCAUGUGCGUGACGCUGGCCGCCGGCCUGCUGGCGCUCCUGCUCGCCGUCCCCGGCAUGCACGUGGUCAACAGCUGCGUGGGCCGGCGGUGCAAGCGGGUGAUGAAGAUGGCCGGGGGGGCGCUGUGCCUGGUCACCGGGGUCCUGGGGCUCGUCCCGGUGUCGUACAUCGCCCACCUCACCGUGCUGCGGUACUUCGAUGAGUCGUUGCCGGAGCUGCUGCCGCGUUGGGAGUUUGGGGACGCGCUGUUCUGCGGCUGGACGGCAGGUGUGCUGCACCUGGUGGCGGGAACCCUGCUGCUCACUUCCUGUUUGUGUCUGCAGAAGGAAAACUGUAACUCACCCUCCCCCAUCCCUCUGGUCAGGGUGCAGCCUGGACGCCUCUCCAUCAGGACCAGGUCUGAGUACGUGUGA
Scomber japonicus (chub mackerel) is the source of this 660-nucleotide messenger RNA. Its product is annotated as putative claudin-24. The transcript has a single exon. Gene Ontology annotation, cellular component: bicellular tight junction; plasma membrane. Gene Ontology annotation, molecular function: structural molecule activity. Gene Ontology annotation, biological process: bicellular tight junction assembly; cell adhesion. Bases 4 to 660 code for a protein of 218 amino acids. NCBI's taxonomy places the organism in Eukaryota, Metazoa, Chordata, Actinopteri, Scombriformes, Scombridae. The record is from RefSeq and is a predicted model, not a curated record.